CAUCUUCUUUGUCUUUGUCUUUGACUAUCUUUAGGUAUUCCUUUUGCUUAAUGAUUCGACAACCAAGGCUCUCUUGGGCAUGUAACAUGUUUCUUGUUGCUUUACUGAUACUCUAAUAUUGAUUCAGCCACUUCGGUAUCACCUGAAUAUAUCUAUCAUGGCUGAUCUCCCAUCCCCGUCAGCCCAUCGUUUAAUGAAGGGAGAUCGCAACAACAAUCAACAAGAUGUACAGCCUUGGACGGCAGCAAGAUGCCAGCGCCUGCUACGACAGCUCCAGUGUCGUUUACUUUCUUUAAGAAAACUGGUUAAUGAGGCUCGGCAACCAGCUACAACAACAGCCCGGGCGAAACGUACGAAUACCGAGAAUGAACCAACGAAAUCGUCAAAGCGAGCGCGGCACACAUACGGAGGACGCCGAAUAGUAACAUCUCAGUCAAAACCAAACACUUCGUCUUUGUCGACACCGCCGCGCGCAUUUCGCACUCUCGGCAGCAUGAAGAUUCAACGUAGUCCGCCAGGAGCUGGACGACUCGGUUUCACGACGCCGGUCAUGCGCAAGUUCAGAUGCGACGAUUUGGCCCCUGAGACUUCACCCACGAGUUCAAAGCCGAUAAGUACAGAUUCAAAAUCGCUAGUUACAGAAUUACAAUCACUUCGCCGGAUUGUCUCGGAUAGUGAAUACCGCAUAUAUGAUGCCAUUUUCAGCUGGCUGCAUGGCUUGCUGACCUCAACCGAAUCUCUCUCCCAAACAGCACACCCGAAGUCGUUACUAGGGAUGUGUCUUCGCAGGAUACCAGAUGCGAUAGCCGUGAUAGAAGAAUGGGAUCGUCAGACUGCGGCAAAGGAAGGGAAAACUUUCAAGUGGCAAUCGUCUAAAGCAUCGGCAGAACUCUACGAUCAACUCGAGGGGUUCGGCACUACAAGUCUGGGUUGGAAGUCCUUCAGGAUUGUUGUCCGUGCGCAUGCUCUAUGUCUGUUGGCAACAGCCGUGACAGAAGGUCUCUUCGAACCUCCGUUUGUGCGGCUGUUGGCCGAUCUUUGUCUCAGUCUCGACUGUAAUGCAGAAGCCGCGAGACUUGUCUCAAGCCUGAGACUUCCUUUGGCAGCACCUCGUGGUACAUCAAGCACCUUGAUCGAGAGCAGUACGGUGCAGCCUCUAGGAACUAUAGUAAGAAGCUUACAAGGUCGGGGAAUAAUCGGCCCAUCAUGGGAUUGCCUCUCGAACCUUAUCAACAGCAAGAAGUUGUCUCUGACCUGGCUGACAUCACGAGCGUUUCAGUCAGUAUGGAUGCGAGGAAUUGAAAUCCUGCUACAUUCCAGAAAAUCUGUGCCCUCGGUCGUCGAGUUCAUGUGUACAGCUCUGGACCAGCUUCUGCUGGACAAUGGCAAAACAAAGGAGACAGAACAACCUACAGAAGAUCAGACACUGAUUAGUGUCCUGGCAGCAAUGGCAGCAGCGAUAUGGACAUUGGGUAUUGAGAUGAGCGAUAAAGAGCCUUGGAAAGCCCACGCCAUCCGACGACUGCUCUUCACACUCGAAAUGUGCGUGACACAGCAACGAACUCGUCGUGGGGCGUUUCGAAGCAGCGGAUUUUUGACACUCGUUUUAGCCCGAUUCUUGGCCACGAGUUUGAUCGACGAGAAAGUGGGCAGUUUAUCAGCGAGGAAUCUGGCGAUUUACGACUGUGUGAAACCGUUGACAGCAAGAAACGGUUCCCCAACUCAACCUCAGUAUCGCCAAACUCUUUUGCUGGCCUGCUCUGUUGCACAAUAUCGGGGACAAGCAUGUGGUUUGGCUUGCCACGACGUCUUGUCUGAGAUUCGUACAUCUUUAAAUGAACUGGGGCUUCCUGAUUGGUUUCAAGAAUGUCUGGUGUCCGACGGGGCGUUUGUUUUGGCACAGAAAACGAAGGACCUCCGAGAUGUUGCUUUUGCUGAAAGAUUUCCCACCGCUGGCAAGGGAACCCUCGAAACAAGCACGAUGUUUUCGGGCUGGAAGUGGGAGGAAGGGAUUGGCGAAUGGGUUCUCCCCAGCCCUGGUAAGGAACGAGGAAGCGAGCUGAGACAGCAACACCAAAGUCGAGACGGAACGAGCUACAGAACAGGCACAGAUCGUCGACCAGAUAGUCGAGGCCGGACGACAGGCCUGAGUGGGAAGACGGGCUGCAAUCACAGGCGCAGAAACGACGAAGAUAGCUCGGUGGGAAGUGACAAGGAUGCUGGCAAUCAUGAUGAUACGGACGACAGCGACAGGGAGGAUGAGAAUGAUACGAGCGCAACCAGCAUUACGGAUAUUGACGAAGAGCAAGACAGCGGAGAUGAGCUUGGCGAGUGUGCACAGAUGGUGGACUACAGCCCCAGGAAAACAUUGGGACGAACACAUGGUAACGGCAGUGACAGCAGCAGUAGCGGAAAGAUCAAGACCGUCAAGAGAGUCAAGCGCUUGGAUAUUGCAAGGACCUGGCAGGAAAACAGGGUUAAUAGAGUCGCUAUGGGAACAUCAUUGGCAGAGCCGGGAGAGGACGAUAUGGAUGACGAACUCAGCAUACUUUAAGCUUGGGAGAGAUCAUACUAGGAUGUACGGAUACGCAAUCAUUCUAUUAGAGUUUCAAUUUACGCCUUGAUUUUUGUUUUUUUUUGUUU
Molecule: messenger RNA, 2643 nt
Organism: Fusarium redolens
Lineage: Eukaryota; Fungi; Ascomycota; Sordariomycetes; Hypocreales; Nectriaceae
Exons: 1
Coding region: 158-2554 (798 amino acids)
Source: RefSeq, a predicted model, not a curated record